Solea senegalensis (Senegalese sole) is the source of this 1804-nucleotide messenger RNA. RefSeq names its product complement C1q-like protein 2. Gene Ontology annotation, molecular function: protein binding. The record is from RefSeq and is a predicted model, not a curated record. The transcript has 5 exons. Lineage: Eukaryota; Metazoa; Chordata; Actinopteri; Pleuronectiformes; Soleidae. Bases 271 to 1056 code for a protein of 261 amino acids.
GCAGUCUCUGCAUCAGCAGUGUGAAUGAACUGGUUAUUCAAGGAUUUGUCGCUACAUUUCUAAAUCCAUGUAGAUGUAAAUUUGUGUGCUGUGUUUUCAGAGUUGUUUUCCAGAUGACAUGUUAUCUAGUUGAUCAACUUCACAUGUUUCUGUUUAUCAGGUUCUGCUAAUGAUUGAUCUGGAAAAAACACUAUUUAAGGAUGAGGUUAGAACAGAAACUACAAAGACCACAUAGAUCCACAGAGACCAGACUUGUAGACCAGUGAAAGAAUGAAGGUGACAUUGUUUUUCCCACUGCUGCUGUUCUGCUCUCUCUCUACAGCUGAACCUCCGUCAGAGUCUGACAAUGACAUUAUUCCUCGUGGAGAACAAGCUGAUUACCAGGGAAGGAAAUCUGCAAAUGUCUCUUACCAGAGACCGACCUGUCCACAAGACAUCCAUGCUGUGCUGAGAGAGAUGAGCUCCAUGUUGGCUGAGCAGAAGGUAGAGCUGAGACACCUACAGAGAGAGAACGAAGCACAAGCAGCCAAGUUGGGAGAACUGAAGCAACAGGUCCAAGAACAGGCAGGAGAACUGACUGCUGUUAAAGCCAAGACCAAUGUAACAGAAAACCAGGUGGAGGCUCUGAUGAGAGACAGAGAAGUCAAACAGGUGGCCUUCUCAGCCUCUCUGUUGGCUUCAGGCUCAGGAAUCAUGGGACCAUUUAAUGCACACACUAAUCUGGUCUUCAGACAUGUCACCACAAAUAUUGGAAAUGCCUACAGCCCAAACACAGGUUUUUUCAUUGCACCAGUGAGAGGAGCCUACCACUUUGAGUUCUACAUAGGUGCACAUGGAUCUUCACAUCCCUCAGCUGCUUGGUUGGUCAAGAAUGGACAGCACAUUUUUAUUGCAUAUGAACAUCAGCCUUCACAUUAUGGGAGUUCUUCUAAUGGUGCUACACUGCUCUUAGAGGUCGGAGAUGUGGUGUUUUUACGUCUGUUGGUGAACACAAGGAUUUUUGACAGUGAAGAUCACCAUAGCACCUUCAGUGGUCACCUGCUUUUCACUAUGUGAGAUGUUUUUCAAUUUGUUUUUAAAUUGAUUUAAAUAAAGCUUUUCUUACUUGUUUACUUAAAGACUAAAAUGUGCAUUUUCACUCUAUGGCUCUUAAAAAGUGAUAAUAAUAGUGAUAUGAUGUAAAUCUCCACAUUUUAGAAUCAGGUACUGUAAAUAGUUUAAUUUGAUAAAUGAUGCAAAUGAUUAAUCCACAAACUGUUUCAUUCUUAUUCGGCCAUAGUCGCAGACAUUUGUGAUGUUUGUGGAGCUCCUCCUGUAGACCACAUUACAUUUACUACACCACACACACAGUAGCAAGAAGCUGAUCUCCUUCACAAUUCCCUGGGCAGGAGCCAGUUCUGCUUUUUAGAUCGAUUUUCAAUGGAGAGAUUCAUGUUUUGUGAAAUUGGGACUUGUUGAAUUAGCUGUUUGUUUUAGUCAUGACUGAAUGUCAGUGUUGGUGAGGACAAAGAUCACAUAAACAGCAGCUUAUCACUGGAUGUUCUUUUUAUUUGUGUUUUAAAUCUUCAAAAGCCAUAUAUAAUCACCCUGAUUGAUUUAUUGAGGAAGCAGCGAGAGAAAAAUAAGUUUUAUCACUUGUCUAACUUUAGUUUCUCGUAAACCUUCAUUUAUUUCAGUUAACCUGAGGUAGGUCACGUUAUCUGACUAUUAAUGUUUGAACAGGUGAGGAGUAGGGGUGGGCGGAUCGAUCCAAAUAUUGAUAGUAUCGAUACCAAGUUAUGUAUUGGUGUCGGAUCGAUACCAG